UCAAACAAGCGCGGGAACACCGUUUGACGCAUUGCAGGUAGACGCCGACCAAUAGCAGCACGCCGUGCCAUCAGUGUACGUUGUACACAACGCGCCGACAUUGCCAGGUCUUCGCAAACGUUUUUCUGCAGCUAUCCGACAAAUUUCUCUAGAAACCGAUUUCCUGAUCCUUUUAAUACGACGGGUGAAAUUGUGCGCCUAUCAUAGCGUUAUAGAGGCAGUAGAAUGAAAAUUUUGUAGAUACAAAGGCAAAGAUAUCCUCAUUGACACAGUUCAUCUAGGAAAGUGGAACCACUGCAAAUCUGAAUAUCGAGUUACUUUCGCCUUUAACACUGGAAAUGUUGACCUGUAGAGGAGUUUGAGAAUUCACGCCGGAAAAUUUUCACAAACCUGUGCAUAUUUGGACAAAAAUUUGUUUUUAUGAAAAGCUUGCGGGGAAGUGUAAAAGCUAAAGAAAAAGCUGAUAAAACGUGCCAUUUUGUAGGUUAAUGUAGCGUAGGAAUAUUUACUGGUUUAUGUCGUUAGCCGCACUAUUGCGCUUUGGCGGUGAUGGUUUCGCAGCAGCACUCUUCCCCCACUCCUUCCCUCUAGUUCCUAAACAAAACGAGAAGACAGUUGGCUGGUGCACUUUGACGCGAAACGUUCUGUGGGAUUUCGUCGUGUCCACUGAUCUUGGUGAAUAGUGUACCGCUUAAUCUUCAAAUAUCACAAUGGCCGACCAACUGACGGAGGAACAAAUUGCCGAAUUCAAAGAAGCAUUCUCGUUGUUCGAUAAAGACGGAGAUGGCACAAUCACCACCAAAGAAUUAGGCACUGUUAUGAGAUCUCUAGGUCAGAACCCUACCGAGGCUGAAUUGCAGGAUAUGAUCAAUGAAGUAGACGCUGAUGGUAAUGGAACGAUUGACUUUCCCGAAUUCCUGACGAUGAUGGCGCGCAAGAUGAAAGACACGGACAGCGAGGAGGAGAUCCGCGAAGCGUUCCGCGUAUUCGACAAAGACGGCAACGGUUUCAUCAGCGCGGCCGAGCUGCGUCACGUUAUGACCAAUUUAGGUGAGAAGCUGACAGACGAAGAGGUCGACGAGAUGAUCAGGGAGGCGGACAUCGACGGGGAUGGACAGGUCAAUUACGAAGAUUUCCGAGCUCUAUCGCUCAUAGUUUUCAAUCGGUACCACCCGACGCACGCUUCUUCGAGCUGAGUUUGUCACCAUGAUGACUUCAAAGUGAAGGAUCCAGCCACACUUUGCAUUUCAGCUUUUCCAUUUAUAUCCAUCCCGGCUAAUUCUGAUGAUCUACAACAUUUUUCAAAACACCUUGAACAUUUUACUUGCUUAUAGGCUGCCGGGGCCGUUAUUUAUAUAAAAAGUGGAUAACUUAAUAGUUGAUUUACAAGACAACUUUUAAUUGAUAAUUAUUAAUAAAAGCAUAUUUAUAAAUUGUGUAAAUUUUUGUAAUAUAUUCUAUUCUGUUAUUUUUUUUGUCCGUGGGUAGCGCGGAUCCGAGAAGGGCUGUUUAACAGUCGAACUGUAUUUUUCUCUGUGCGCUACAAGUUAAGUAGUUAAUUCACAAAGUAUGAAAAUGCGUACUUAUUAUUAUAGAAAUUCUAUUGGGUGUUGAAAUCUGUCCGUUUUGCUUUUGGAUCUCAAAAACAAACAAAAAAUAGACAAUCCAACUUAUAACAGCUUCAAGCUACAAACAUCUAAAUAAAAGAUUACUCUGAUCUCUUAUCAAAGUAAAUAAUUCUGCCCUCGGUUAUCAACAUGUUUGUGAUUCAGAAUAUGUUCAAACUGAUGAAUAAUGAAUUGAAAAAUAAUUGCAAAAAAUAGUUGAAAAAUGGAUUCACCUGCAGACGAUCGAAGAAACCUGCAAGCACAAGAAUCUAGACAAAUAAAAUGCUUGAGCAAGUAUAUAAAACAACAGUCACAGGACUUUAGAAAUUAAAAAAAAAUGUUUAAAGGUAUAUUAACUAGAUCCGUAGUUAAAAAAAGCCCUGCUUUUGAAAUCUAAAGGGUAGUACAUUUGGCUGCAUAGUCUCAAUGAAGUUAUGUUAUCUUCUCGUAUCCGAAGGUAAGGAAGUGUUCGUAGUGUUGAAAAAUUGAUUCUAAAAGGAAAAUGGACAGAAAAAAAUAGUACAAUGGGGGAUACAGAGUAUAUAGUCACAGUUCUCGCCCAUGGAGAGAAAGAGGAGAGAGAUUUUGAUUUUUUCAUACUUUGUGAUCUAAAAAAAUCUGUGCACUUACUACUAGAAUGUAUCCCCUUUGUUUGGUUAUAUGAAUAUCGUAAUUUUCCCUAUCCUUAUGUUCUGUUCCGACUUUUACUAUUAAUGUAAUGUAGGUUUUACAAUUUUUAGUCUAGUAUUUUUGACAUGUUUAAGAUAUUUAAGGAGUUAUGUAUUUUGCAGACUCUUCUGUGGUAUAUAGCCGUUUUAGUUUUCUCGUUCUUAGCCCAUUAUGGAAUCCAGGCACAUUUCACAAGGACUUGCAUUAUUCUCAUAGCAUUAUCGAAAAACUUAAUUUAUUUUCCUGUUGAUAUUCUCACAAAAUAUGUUAAUCUGAGUUCAAGCAUCUUACAGCAUUCCAGUCAUUCGAUUCUACUCCAGAGAUCUGGAAUAAGUCUGUUCGUCGAACGAUAUUUGAAUUUUUCUAAACUACCAGUGUCUUUUUAUAUAUAUACUUGUACAGAUGUCAAGUUACACGUACAGUGCUGACGAAAGUCGUUUUCCCUCAGAUUUCCAUGCGUACGAGAGAAAGAGAAGCGUGUUAGAAAGAAUACGCCAUAUAAGCGUCAUCAACAAGUAGCCUGGCAAUGACAGUGAGGGAGCAACGCCAGUUACAGCUGCUCUCCACGCCCUCCCCCAAUUUCGUUGCCGCGCAACGUGGUGGCGAUACCCGUAUGGUGCACACUUUCUAAUGCACUUCCCACUCUCUCUCUCUUGUACACAUGGACAUCUAAAAGGAGAACAUCUUUGGCCAGCACGGUAUACAAGCAGAACUUUCAAAAAUGGUUUUAAAUCUCAAACACCUGUCAUAUAGCCGACAGAAAUGUUUAUAGCAUAAUUAAACUUGAGAAAGUCUUUGUGAAAUGUGUUUUCUUUAAUUAGAGUGGAAAAAGGAAGUAUAAGGAGUUAUCUUGUAUUCAGGACCUUGUUUCAGUUCGACGAACAUAUUAAUUUGUUUAUCUGUUGUCAGUAACGCAAAAACGGUUAAAAUGUGAAUUAUUAGAUGUUUAAAUUUGAAAAAUAAAUGUGACUAAAAAUUAACUUUUUUUAUCUAGUGAUUCACGGUUCCCAGUACUUCACGAUUUAUUCUUAUGAAACAUUUUUUAUGUUAUUUUUUUCUUUAUUUAAAAUAAACAUUUGAAAACUGUACA
Messenger RNA from Acanthoscelides obtectus, 3366 nucleotides. Lineage: Eukaryota; Metazoa; Arthropoda; Insecta; Coleoptera; Chrysomelidae. The record is from the annotation of a GenBank genome assembly.